AUGCCCGGCCCAGAGGAGGCAGGACCAUCGCGGCCCACAAAGCGAAAGCGUCGCGAAGCCACACCUCCCGUCCGACGUCCGCCUUCGAAACGAGCUCCUGCUUCUCAGACCCGUCCUGAGACAACUUGUGAGGUCCCGAGUAUUGCCAUCUUGGCGGUCACGUCUCAUCCAUUUACCACUCUAGAUACAUCAUUGCCUAAGGUGGCUGAAGUGCUCGAGACAGAAGAUCUUCUCCCUACCGAAUCCUCUCCUGAUGACGGCGAUGAGGAUGCUGAUACAGACGAGGACGAUCGUGACCGGAAAGUGCCCGUGCGAAUGCUCAACGAGUUCUGCGUGUUUGAGGAGUAUGAAGGCCGGCGCGUGAUUCAGUCUUUGGAAGAUUACUCGAGGACCCGUCUUCAAGCCGUCGGUACCGCGACGCCGUACUUCAGCGACGCAGACGCUGGUAACGACGAGGAUGUUGCUGACGGUGCCGUUUACUUGCGGACGACCCGUAUCCGUGAUAUAUAUGUGCAGUACCUAGAAUAUGACCGGCUUAUUUGGAUCAAAACCGAACACGCAUGGUAUGUACUCUGCGAGGCCAACGCAGAGUAUCGACAGCAGUACACGACCUUCGCGAACAAGCAAUUUAGUCUCCAGCUACUUUGCUCCAUGGCAGCUCAUCCUCAGGUGACUCUUCAGGAGUAUUAUGACGCUCUUGAGCGCGAAGUACUGGGACGUGAAUGCCGAGAAAGUGAUCUCCACGACUUCAUGAACUUGCUGAACCAGUUCGCUCGGGAAGAGGGCCAGUCAUUCCUCCACAUCCCGCUUAUACACGCUGUACGCAAAGAAUGCGGUUUCCUCGACGAUGAGAUGCUGCUGCCGUCUUCUGCUCCCCGUGUGCCCAAGCGUCGACCUAUCGUCUACAAAGGGAGCCCGCGCAACCUCGACGAACAUGUUCUCCGGCAUGAUCAGCUGACGAGCACAUGUGUCACGCCCUUCGUUGAUCGUUUGAGGCAAAAGUACCAUCCGUCGUGGGCGGUCGACAGCACCGUUGUUCACUGGGAGCGCGAUGAGGAUGACCUUCCCAAACCAACUGCCCAGCGCAAAGCAGCGGAACAUCAGCAUCUCCUCGCUUGCGUACGGCGUGCACGCGACGACGUUGACGACGAAGUCAGGGUGCUUAGACGUAACAGCGAGGGUGAUGUUAUUGCUGUGCGCGUAGGCUCUGAGAUCUACUCUAUUGGAGAUGUCGUCGUGUUUUUUCCUACGUCUUCGUGGAAUGGCAAAAAGCCAGACCCACUCCCAAAGAAAGACAGAGAUAUUGUUGUUGGCACACGACUGGAGGACCUGGUAUUCUGGUUUGCCCGUUUGGUCUCCAUCGAGGAGCCUCCCCCGCCUAAGAAGUCCAAAUCCAAGUCCAAGGGCAAGCCCAAGUCCAAAUCUAGCGGGAGCGAACAGAUAAUGGGCCACGUCGUCUGGUUCGAACAUGCGUCUCGUACCUUCGUAGGCGAAGAGGCAGAUCCACGUGAGCUUGUGCUUUGGCCACGCCAGUGUGACGACCAGCCUUUGGCGGCCAUUCACGGCAAAGUUGGUGUCCACAUGAUGUACGAAUCGGGUGUUGUUGCUGAUCUUCCCGCCGAUUGUUCUUACUUCUGUCGAUUCGAGUACACGGAGGGACUGGGCUAUCGGUCAAUUCCUCCUCCUCCUCCAUUCGACAUACCAGUCUGCACGAACUGUUCCUCCAAAGGAACCCGAGAAUUGGACGACGAAGACAUUCCUCUCAAGGUCGGGCUCGGAUUUCGAAUGCACGGACAACUCUAUCACGCCGACGAUUGUUGUCUCUUCUACACGUCCGACGAGCCCGGCUUUCCAGGGAGCUUGGGACUGGCGAGGAUCGGGCAGAUCAUGUUUCUCAAUGUCGAGACAGAUUCCUUGGAGUUGAGGGAGUUCGGACGCAUCGCGGACUUUGCCGCACACUUUGGAGACGCGAGGGUUGAGCGGAGUUGGGAUGCACAACAACUCUUUGUCGGCCCGAUCGUCCAGGUGCAUCCGAAGGACGUCGUUGGGUCGUGCAAAGUUUUGCAUCGUGAUGCCAUCCCCGGAGGUGACAUUGGUUCGUACGUCUCCGCCUCGUCCACGAACUUCUGGGUUCGUUAUAAAUCUUGGGACGAGUCCCUGGAUAUUGCGUCUGCCGACGAGCUUGAAGAGCUUGAUCCCAGCGAUGUUCCGCCCUGCAGCAACGGGUGCGCCGAGAGUCGCGCAGAUCGCGAAAGCAACCACGAGGUUUUUUGCGGUAUGAGUCAAGGUCGUAAAUGUCUUGACAUCUGCGCUGGGGCUGGCUUGCUUGGCGCUGGCUUGAGCGAAGGUAGUAAGGGCAUCUACGAUGUAACACAUGCCGUCGAGAUUCGACCGUCUGCUGCACAGACUAUCCGCAACACCCACCCUCGAACGAAGGUGUAUAUGACGUGUAUGAAUACUCUCUUAGAGUCGAGUGUCAAAUGGCAUAACGGCGAUCAGAGUGCAUACGAUGGGCUCACAGCCACCGACGGAAGUGGUCUGCCUGAUACUCCUCCUCAGCCAAUGGAUAAGAUUGAUACUGUCGUUGGCGGCAUUCCAUGCCAGUCGCACUCUAGCUUGAACGCGUUCAAGCGACAGAAGGACAAGAAGACCGAUUUGAUGCUGUCUUUCUUAUCCUGGAUCCACUUCAUCCGACCGAAUCGAAUCAUCCUUGAGAACGUCAAAGGAUUCAUGGACUUUGCCGUCGACGGUGUUCCCUUAGAUCCCAAGAAAUGUCGUGGAAGUGGCCUUCGCUUCCUUGUCAACGUCUUGAUGCGUCUCGGGUAUCAAGUACAGUUUUGCCUGCUCAACGCCGUGCACUAUGGCACUCCGCAGCGCCGUGUGCGGUUCAUCCUCUUCGCCGCGAAGAUCGGCUUUCCCCUGAUGCACGCGCCUAAACCAACGCAUUAUCACCCCAGCGAGGCCGCGAACUUGACAUACAGCCAUCUUAAUGCCGAGGGCCAGGAUGUCAAGCUAUCUGCGCUAGAGGCUCGACAGUAUCGCGUUCCGCUGCGCUACAUCUCCGUUUGGGAUGCGAUCAGCGACCUCAUACCAUGGGAUUUGGAAUCUACAGAUCCCCGCGUCGAGAAGCAUCGUGCGGAAGACCAAGAAGAUCUCAUCGAGCUGCGCGAACAUCUCGUUUCUUUGUGCGGGGAAAUAUUCGAGUACCCGCAGUUAAACAUCAAAGACGGCAUGAUUGGACCGCAGGUCGAGAUGUUCUCAACUCUCAAUUCUUAUCUGGGAUCGCCGCGCUCGACAUUUCAAGAGGCAAUGCGCCCCAAGGAUAAGGAAGUCCGUGCCUUGCAGCACUACUCGGUGACGAUCGGCAGACCCAUGACACAGUUAGUUCGCCUUGUCCCACUCGUUCCUCGAGCUGAUUGGCAGGACAUACCUCGAGAUCUAGUGGAGAGAUUCGCAGACCCUUCACGUCGCAAGAAGGAUUGGAAGAGGGGCACUAUCGGUCGUAUCGAUAAGGACGGUGUCUUCCAGACGAUCGUCACAAAUGUCCACCCUCUUGCGAAGCAGGGGUGGGUCUUGCAUCCUGUCUGUCGCCGUAUUUUGACCGUGCGGGAGCUGGCUCGCGCUCAAGGCAUUCCGGAUUGGUAUCACAUCUACGCGCCCGUGGACCCGGACCACAACGUCAUAACUCGCGCCGGGGUUAUCGAGAUGCACCGACAGAUCGGGAACGCCGUUCCGCUGCCGUUGGCCACUGCGAUUGGACGUGCGUUACUCGAAGCUGAGUUCGAGCCUUGGUAUGCGCUAUCGUACGAGGAACGGAUGGCUGUGCUGGGUAUGGGUAUUGAUGAUUGA
Peniophora sp. CBMAI 1063 is the source of this 3849-nucleotide messenger RNA. NCBI's taxonomy places the organism in Eukaryota, Fungi, Basidiomycota, Agaricomycetes, Russulales, Peniophoraceae. The record is from the annotation of a GenBank genome assembly.